Molecule: messenger RNA, 1179 nt
Organism: Apis mellifera (honey bee)
Lineage: Eukaryota; Metazoa; Arthropoda; Insecta; Hymenoptera; Apidae
Product: tRNA pseudouridine synthase-like 1
Exons: 7
Coding region: 147-1037 (296 amino acids)
Biological process (GO): tRNA pseudouridine synthesis
Molecular function (GO): pseudouridine synthase activity; RNA binding
Source: RefSeq, a predicted model, not a curated record
CGUUAUUGUUAUUAGAAUAAUUAGAUAAUUGCAUUUAAUUUAUAUUAAUUUAUAAAUAUUUUUUUUAAAUUCAUGUUACCGGUAUAAAUACAUAUUAGUAUUUAUACCAGUAAGUAUUCAUAUAAGUGGUAAAUACUUUAAGAGGAAUGCAAAAAAAUGUAAUUCAGACUGAAAAUGUAAUACGUGACAUUGAUACUAUUCAAGGAGCUUUAGAAACUGCUUUUACAACUUUAAUACCAAAAUGUAUAGAAUGGCCAAAGAUAACUUGUUCUAGCAGAACAGAUAUUGGUGUACAUAGUAUGUGUAAUUUAGCUCACAUUGAUAUAAAAAAUAAAUAUGACUCUAUUUAUUAUCCCAAUGAUACACUUAAAUAUGUGAAUCGAUAUUUUUUUGAUUGUCAUCAUAAUAUAAGAUUAUUAGAAUUUAUUCCAGUAAAAAAGACUUUUCAUGUAAGGAAAUUUAUACACUCUAGAACUUAUCUUUAUAGAUUUUCAAUAACUAAAAAUAAAGAUGAACAUAGAAUUCCUAUUACAGAAAUAAAUCGGUGUUUUCAUAUCAGAUCAGAUACUUUUGAUCUUGAAAGAAUAAAACGUGCAACACAACUUUUUAUAGGAACAAAAGAUUUUAGAACAUUCUCUGCAAAAAUUGUAGGUAAUAAACCAAUUAAUUAUGUACGAAAUUUGAAUAGUUUAACUAUAGAAAAAGGUUAUCCACUUAUGCCAAACGAUCCUUUAUCUCAAAACUUUGAAUAUUGGAAUAUUAUAUGUUCAUCAAGAGGUUUCUUAUAUAAGCAGGUUAGACGAAUUGUCGGUGCUUUAUUUGCUCUAGGUUCAGGUAAAAUAACAGAAAAAGAUAUAACUGUAAUGUUACAAGUUCCUGGUUGUCAUAAUUAUCUUUCUCAGAUAGAGACAGCUCCAGCUUAUGGUUUAUAUCUUAUGAAUGUAGAAUAUUGUCAUAAACAAUUAAAUGAAUAUGUUAUAAAAUAUAAAAUUUCUGAUGAUAAUAUAGUUAUACCAUUAGAUACAGAUGAAAUCUAAUAUAUAUUUUUAGAAAUUUAUGAAUACCAUUUGUGAUAGAUAAUAAACCUGAUUUACAGAUUGCACAAAUAAUACAAGGAUUAUUCCUAAGCUCACAAGAUCCAAUUAUAAACAAAGAAAUAUUACAAAAACAUAAAAUUCG